AUGGCUGUGCCGCAGAUGUUCAAACGGUCUCGCUGCAGCAUGAUGAAGUAUGAGUUCUGGCCAUCAGACUUGCAGCGGGCUGGGCACACCUCUGUGGACGUGCAGGAUAAUGAACCUCUUGGGCAACAUCUGGCGGGAAUCCAGCGCCAUGGAGUGUAUGAGAUCCACAUGGCUCGCAUGCAGAAGCUGCCCUGCAAGCUGAUACCAACUUCCAAGUUCCGGAAUGGGGCCGAGCGAUGGUGGUGCCCGAUCCAUCAGGGUAGCUACGGAAGAAAGGCCCAGGUUGCCAAAGCUGCGAAGACAGGAAUCAAGUGCUGUGAUCGGUGUGAUGCUCUGAUGGACUUUGUCCGCUCUUCCGAGGUCCUUGAACUGAAGCUAGUAGCACCUGGUAAGGUGCGUGGAGAAAAUGACUUCUGUGAGCGUGGCAUCUGGAUUGGUUUGGCCCCGGCACUCGACACCUACAACGACAAGGCCAAGUACUUCUAUGCGGGGAUUCACGUCCAUGCACGCAAGGAAUUGGGAGGGCCCAAGGUGAUCGACAAGAACUUCCCUGCAGUGCGCAUCAAGGAUGCUACAGGGCGAUUUCCAAAGAUUCCUGAGUCCGGGAUCCUUGUGACAUCACCCGCUGCCCUGGAGUACUUGUACUACAUGGAGCAUCGUUGCCCAGUGAAUGCCCAGCUUCAGCUGAACCUGGAAGAAGCUCAGAGCCUGCCACGCUCGAGCGUGGAUCUCACAGAUGUUGUGAAAUGCAAGCAUUGCGGUGCCUUGCACGAGGAUAUCGGAGAUUUCUUCGGGGAGAACGCGCACAAGAAGCACCUGUGUGGUACAUGUGGGCGGGAGAUAUUUUGCCGCGGUGGUAACAUUGGCAAUCCCCUGCAGCUUUUUGAGCGGGCCUGGCGCCGAGAGAUCGUGGGGGAGAAGAUUGACCCCCAGAACAAGGAGAUCCACAUUGACACGAAGGUACAUCGCCUGAUGUGUUGGCCAUCCACGCCAGCGCUGUUUUGGAGCCGAGAUGCGCCAGAGAUUUGGGGCAUCCAUGUGCAUGGAUUCGAUGCUGAAGGACACAGAGUCAUCGACGACACCUAUGGCACGGUUUAUGUGGAUGGAAAGAAGCUCGACCGUGCAAAGCUCUUUGCAGACAUGCUGCAAAACAGCUUCUGGAUGCAGGACGAGGCUGAGAUGGCCGCUGUAGCCGAGGAGCUGGAGGAUGACUGA
Molecule: messenger RNA, 1215 nt
Organism: Symbiodinium sp. CCMP2592
Lineage: Eukaryota; Dinophyceae; Suessiales; Symbiodiniaceae
Source: the annotation of a GenBank genome assembly